AUGAUCAGUCAGCACCAUCACGAUGCAUUGCCGAUUACUGUUGCCACAGUUUACGGGUACCCACAGGGGCCAACUUGGCCUAAGGCCCUUUCUCAAACCGAUGCCAUCCUGACGACUCUCACUCGGGAGGUUGUACUUGGUGCCCGGGGGUUCCGCGUCAUCUGUGGAGACUUCAACCAUGACGCUUGCCGCCUUCACCAGUGCCAGCUCUGGCAGGCUAACGGCUGGGUUGAGGCUCAGGCUCUCGCCAAUGCUGUCUGGGGCACGCCGCCACAGCCCACCUGCAAAAAUGCCACGCAGCGUGACUUUAUCUGGCUCUCGCCUGAGGCCGCCUCCUACUGUGUGAAUGUUCAGGUCUCUGAGAUCUUUCAGGAGCACUCAACCUUAAUCGCCGGGUUCUCUCUUCCGUGCCACGCCGUUGUUGAGACUACUUGGCCGCUCCCCUCGGAGCUUCCUUGGGCUGACAUUGAUGUAGAUGCCUGGCAUCUGCUUGCGGGACAUCAGCCUGUUCCCCAGACUCCUGAUUCCACUCAGUGGUUUUCUUCUUUCUCGAAGGCCUUUGAACACAGCUUGGAUGGGCAUGUGGGUUCCUUCCCUGGGGGACGUUUGCCGUCCAAUUGCUUUGGUCGCGGCUCUCGCACUGCGCCGCAAAAAUCUUCUUGUUGCCGCCGCCCUCUCCGCGCCAGCCGGCCGGGCGAGGAUGCUCUGCGCCACGAUGGACUGGGGGCUGAGGUUCGCCGCUGGUUCCAGCAGCUGCGCAGGCUCCAAUCUCUUGUGCAUGCGACUCGGGCCGCCAAUCCUUCACCCUCUGCCCAAGAGUAUCGUCUGGCCCUCUGGCAUUCUAUCUGCAAUGCCCGCGGCUUUCGCGGCGGCUUCGCAACUUGGUGGCUCAAUCGGCCAAUCCGCUCUGUCGGCAGCCCGUCUUUUCUGCCACAGUGUGUGCCUGACGCCUUGACAGCUUGCUUGCUGCAUGAGGACUUUCGCAGCAACUUCCGCAAGCUCGAAUCUUGGCACAUGCGCAAUCGUGCGCGGAUUUUGGAUGCUAAGUAUGACAAGUCUCUUGCUCAGAUCUACACGGAGCUCCGCGACCCAGCCCCCGAGCAGGUCGACACGCUCCAGAUUCGUCGGGAAUAUGCCAUUUUGGCUUCCGACCCUUCGAGUGCACAACUCCACCUCGAGCGUCCUCCUGAUUUACGAGGAACUUCUACCUGGACUCUUGACGGCUCGCCCGUCUCCUUCCAAUCCGUUGACGCAGAUGUGUGCUCUCUUGCAGUUGAUGGUGUUCUGGAAGGCUCCGAACUUGAGCAAGUACAGACUCUCUCUUCGGUUGCUGAUUUACACCGGGAAUUUGUUUCGCUUUGGGCGCCGCGCUGGCAACAACACGCCGGCACCACUCCUUCUGACUGGCGGCGCUUUUUGGAUUUUGCCGCAGCCUACCUCCCUGCUUUUAGUUUCGACCUGCCGGACAUUGAUGUCUCUACCUGGAAUCGUGCCCUUCGGCGCUUUCGCCCACGGGCGGCUCGUGGUCCUGACGGUUGGGCUCGGGACGACCUCCUUCAUCUUCCCCGGGCGCGAACGCUCGAACUGCUAGGCUUCCUGCAUUCCCUUGAGUUGCAGGACCGUCCCUGGCCGAAGCAGCUUGUCACUGGUUUCGUCUGCCUGCUUUGCAAAGGUAAUGGCCGUCUGGAUGCCAAUGGCUUUCGGCCACUCUGCCUUUUCUCGAUAGUGUACCGCACCUGGGCGGGCAUCCGAGCGCGCCAGUCCCUGGCUGCACUUCGCCAGCUUGUGCCAGAAGGUCUUUUGGGUUUUGUUCCGGGAAGGACUGCUGCUGAGUUGUGGUAUUCCGUUCAGAUGGAGGUGGAGCUCAGCAUUCUCGGCGGCACAAGUCUCCUGGGAUACUCCACGGAUAUCAUCAAGGCCUUCAAUAGCCUCCCUCGGAUCCCGCUCAUGAGCCUGGCAUCGCAACUUGGGUGCCCCCGCCGCCUGCUUCGGCCCUGGUGCUCGUUCCUCGAGGUCAAUGAACGGCGCUUCAUGAUCAGACAGGAGGUCAGCUGUGCGGUCUUGUCCACCUCUGGCUUCCCGGAGGGUUGCCCGCUCAGCCCUCUCGCGAUGGUUUUCGCGGACUGUGCCUACCAUGCUUAUAUGCGUGAGUUUGCCCCUUCGAUCCGGGUUCUCAGCUACGUUGACAACUAUGCAGGCACGGCGCAUUCUGCAGCAGCCUUGCUGCAUGCUUUCAACCUGGUGCGCUGCUUCAUCGACAUGCUGCGUCUCCAGUUGGACGAGUCGAAGACCUUCGUUUGGGCGACCAACGCCGCGGAUCGUUCGGCUCUGGCUUCUACUGGCCUCACUGUCUCUUCGGGAGCCCGUGAGUUGGGCGGCAUUAUGUCUUUCAGCUCUGCAGUGCGCAACGCUCCGCUCCGGGCUCGCUUCAAGGCUCUUGCGCCCCUGUGGGGCAAACUUCGGCGCUCUCGGGCCCCUGUUGUGCUGAAGCUGCUGGCUCUGCCCGCCAAGUUUUGGGCUCGGGCAUUACACGGCAUUGCUGGGGUUCCGGUCUCAAUUGCUGAACUGCACAGUCUCCGUACGGCAGCCGCCAAUGCAAUUGGCAUCCGGCCGGGUGGCAGCAGCUCGAUGCUGCGCCUCAGCCUAGCUGAGCCCUCCACGGCAGACCCAGGGUUUUAUCAGCUGCUGCAGUGCGUCCUUGACAUUCGCAGGAUGUCGCACAAAGUCUCCAACUUCCUGGCGGCUUGGCGCCUGUUCUACAAGCUUCGGGACGGACGCCCCCUGCACGGUCCUCUCAACAAGCUCGCUGAAGUCCUUGCGCAGAUCGGCUGGGCCAUUCUCGAGCCACCCCAGGUCUUAGACCACGACGGACUUUGCCAUGAUUUGAUUUCGCUUCCGGAGCCGUCGCUCCGUCGAAUGCUCCAGCAGGCUUGGCUGCGAUUUGUCGCUUUUCAGCACCAGCAUCGCCACAGCAUGGCAGACUUGCGGGGCAUUGACUUGGCGCUGCUCCGCGCCUGUCAGCGAUCGCUCAGCGCUCUAGAUUUGUCCCGACUUUCAGCGAUCCAGUCUGGCGCUUUCUGGUGUGGCCAGCAACAGGCCCGCUUUGAUUUGUGCCAGAACGGGCUUUGUGCGCGCUGUGGCGUGGAGGACUCCGUUGAGCACCGCAUCCGACACUGCCCCCGCUUUGCUGAGGCACGGACCGGCCACGAAUGGGUCCUGGAUCAAUGGGACAGUCUUCCUGUCUCUCUGACCCACCAUCUGUUACCGUCGCAAAACCCUUUUCUGCCAGCACUUCGACAGCAGCUCUUGUGCAUUGCCGAUACUACGGGUUGUUUCUUCAGUUCAGGUUCGGGGUCAGGUUGGCAAUUUCUUUUCACGGAUGGCUCCUGCAGUGAGUUCGGGCAUGGUGACUUCGCUUUGGCUGGCUGGGGUCUUAUCCUGGCCAACACUGGUGCGGCGAUUGCCUGUGGUCAGGUUCCCGGGCUGACUCAGUCAGCUCCUCGUGCGGAGAUCCUUGCCAUGACGGCUGCGGUUCGAUGGGCGCUGUACACUGGCCAUUGCUGCAUUGUCUGGACCGAUGCCGACAACGUCCGCAACGGCGUCGUACACAUUCAGGAGUGCGGCGGCAUUCCUGGGGGUGCUGAUGCUGAUCUUUGGUGCACCUUGAGAGACCUCCUGUCUCAGGUUGACCCGCGGCGUUUUCUGGUGCGGCAUACCCCUUCGCAUCUUGACGUCAAACUGACGGAAAGUCCGCUGGAGGACUGGCUGGCGGUCCACAAUGAUCAUGCUGACAGGCUUGCUGGAGUGGCUAACAAUAACCGCUCUUACGCUUUCCGGGAAGUUCAUCAGCAAGCUGUAGGCUACCAUGACAAUCUUCUUCGUGUACUGCUGGCUUUGCGGGCCAUAUUCUUUGGCGUCGCCGAACGAACCCAGGUCGGAGCUUUGACAUCAGGACCAGAAGAUGAGGAAACAGUUCACUUGCCUCCUCCAGGCCUUGUGGUUGAGCGCCCCCUGGACCUCGAGGAUACUUUGCCCGUGAACUGGGUCAACAUCGUUUCAGCCAGCAACACAGGACUCCCAUCAUCUUUCGUGCGAGAGCUGUGCAGCUUCUUAUUUCACUUGGAUGCUGAGUCCGACGCGGCCUACAGGCUUUCAUGGCUUGAGCUGGUCUUUGUGCUUCACUGCAGUGGUCAGUACUUCUAUCCGGUUUGCAAUCAUGAAGGCAGAUGGGUCGAUUCUUCGGAGGUUGCUUUUCCGCCUGCAGCGCACACAGUCGCUGCUCGCUUGUCUUUAAUCCGUCGGGCAAUGACUCUGGCGGCACAAACCACGCGUUUGGUGGUUGUGGAGGAGCUGCUGCUUCAUCUCAUCGGCAAUAUGGAAAACUCAGACAUGCAGAGCGACAAGGUUAUGCGCCUGCUCCAGAAGCUCUCUGCAGUCUCUGCGCGGCUUGCAGCCGUGGCAUCGCAAGGCCUCAAGGCGGAUGCAGCCAGAAAGCAGCACUCAGAACGGAAAUUCCUGAAGCUCUCGGGAACCGUGGCACUCUUGCAGUGCGCUUUGAUCGACAUGGAGCUUGCUUGCGAGACGAUGCGAGGAGUAACGGCUACCACUCGGAAGGCCACGGCUUCCCGAGCCGUAGCCACCGAUGUCCAUGCAGAGGUGGACGGUGGCGCUCUCCGCCCGGCAGUCUUGCAGGUCCUGCUCCAGCACCAGUUGAAGCGAAGGAAGUCGGCGAAGCAGGCUGUCUCGGAUCUCUUGGAGCUUGUGCUCUCGGCACAGGGGCCGCGGCCGGGCGCGCUGCUCAAGGGCUUUGUGCACCUCGAGUCGGCGCACGGGACGAACCCAGGCCUCGUUGCGCUGUGGGACUCUCUCGUUUUGGGAUCCAUCCACAAGAAUGCCCCGAUGGAUGCCGUGAGGAUCCUGGGUCGAAGAGGCAGCCUUGAGAUGGGUAAGGAGGCCUUGAAGAAAGCGGGGACCGUCAACUUGGCAAGCAGCCCUUCCGAAGGCACGGAUGAUUCCGAAGAGUCCGACGAGGAAGAUGAGGAUUACGAUGGCAGCAGCGACGAGACGUCGAGCGAGGAGGAAGAUGAGGACGAGGAAAGUGAGGGCCGCAAUGAUGGUGCACAGGAAGCGGAAGAGGAGGAGGAAGGCAAGAAGGGUGACGAGGCAGAUGACGACUUCGCACAGGACGUCCUGGAGAACGGGCACGGUCUGGACUACCUUCUGGAUUAUGCGGUGCACCUCCUCGUCAAGAUUGUCCAGAAUGUCGUCAACGGCGACGCCGACGCCAUGGACAAAGCCAAGAGGACGUUCAAGCACUUCAUACAGGAGAAUCCAGGUACACCCGCAGCACCGCUGGGACUGUGA
Molecule: messenger RNA, 5364 nt
Organism: Symbiodinium sp. CCMP2592
Lineage: Eukaryota; Dinophyceae; Suessiales; Symbiodiniaceae
Source: the annotation of a GenBank genome assembly